AUGAUGAUGAUGAUGAUGGUUUCCUCAACCGCCCCAAAAUUGGCGGGGUUCAAUAUUGUAGAAGCGAGUAUCGAGCAGCAUAGAGAGGCUCUAGAGUCCAGAAAGGUGACCAGCAUAGACCUGGCCGUAGCCUAUAUGAACCGCAUUGCCACUUACGACACGUGCGGCGGCCUCAAUGCAUUUACCAUCAUCAACCCUAAGGUUUUCGAAGAGGCAACCGCAUCAGAUGCACGGAGAAGCCAAGGGCUGGCACCACGCGCGCUUGAAGGAAUCCCAUACGCGAUCAAAGACAGCUACAAAGUGGCCGGCAUGAGCGUAACCAACGGCUCGCCUGCACUCAAAGGCGUCAUGUCGAGCAAAGAUUCAGCCAUCGCCGAAAAGCUGAGAGCUGCUGGUGCCGUAUUACUGGGGAAGACAAAUAUGCCACCCAUGGCUGCAGGAGGCAUGCAAAGAGGCAUGUAUGGCCGCGCCGAGUCUCCCUACAACUCGCGCUAUCUUACAGGCGCUUUCUCCUCUGGCUCCUCAAACGGCGCGGCAACUUCUGUUGCAGCAAGCAUGGCAGCCUUCGGUAUGGGUAGCGAAACUGUCAGCAGUGGCCGAAGUCCAGCUUCUAACAAUGGACUGGUUUGCUACACGCCAUCAAAGGGCUUGUUAAGCUGUAGAGGUCUAUGGCCCCUAUAUAUCACUUGUGACGUACCUUCACCAUAUGCGCGAUCAGUGAGCGACAUGAUGGAUCUGCUGACUGUGAUUGCAACACCGGAUGACGACACUGCAGGUGACUUCAUCCGUGAACAAAGGCACAUAGCGGUACCGAAACCUCAGGCGAUCGACUACAACUCUCUGAAAAACACGGACGCUUUGAGAGGAAAGAGGAUUGGAGUGCCAAACUUGUACGUGGGAAAAAAAGACUCAGAUCCGUAUGCCAAACCUACGUUUGUUUCGGAAGAAGUGAUUGAGCUGUGGAAGAAGGCCGCAAAGGACUUGGAAGCCUUAGGCGCAGAAGUAGUUUACACCGACUUUCCUCUCAUCACAAAUUACGAGAAUGAUUCUACCUCUGGCGAAGCGAACAAUGUGGAUGGUCGACCAGCGGACUGGAAUCUGUUGGAACGGAGCCAUCUGAUCGCGCAGGCCUGGAACGAAUUCCUGGUCAAGAACAACGACGAGAAUAUCAAGAGCCUAACGGACAUUAAAGACCCCGCAAUGCUCUUUCCGAAACCUCAAGGGUACCUACCGGACAAGUUUCUUGAAGUGAGAAACUGGAUCGAUUACCCCGGCCUGCCCUCUCUUCUCAGCCAGAUCAAAGAAAGUUCAAUUCACAGUGUCCAGGGCAUGGAACGGGCUCUCAAAGCCCUUGAAGCACAACGCAAACGUGAUCUUGAAGACUGGAUGGACAACAAUAAACUGGAUGUCGUUGCCUUUCCUGCACAGGGCGAUGUUGGAUUAGCAGAUCUUGAGACAAACCUGGAGAGUACAACGCACAGCUUGCGAAAUGGUGUCAAGUACUCCAAUGGUAACCGUGCAAUUCGACAUUUAGGAGUCCCCACCGUCAGCGUGCCCAUGGGUGUCAUGAGCAAAAAGGGUAUGCCGGUCAACUUGACCUUCGCUGUCAAGGCGUAUGAAGACUACAAGCUUCUCGAGUACGCGUAUGCAUAUGAGCAAGCUACAAAAAACCGUAUUCCGCCACCUUCCACGCCUGCACUGCCUACCGACAUGAUACCAUUGUGCCAGUCAAUAGGCGAAUCAGAGUUAGCACCGAAGAGCUCUCAACUCACCGCCGAUGCCUAUGCCGAAGCAGUGGCCGACUGUACCAACGCGAUGAAGAUUCAUAUCCGUGGCAAUGCAGCUGGUUUUGCCUCCAUCCAAAUCUAUGUUGACGGCGAACUUACUCCCAUUAAUCUAGGUCCCGUUAGGAAAGGCAAUGGAGAUUGGAGCUUGACGCUCACCCAUGAACUGAGACGACCAGAGUGUCUAGGCUGGGAUCUCAAGCCGUUGAAACCGAAGCCUGUUAUGUGUAUUGCUGUUGCGGUAGAAGACAAUGUGGCGCGGGCGGCCAAGGUCCUAUGGAUACCUAUUCCACAUGGGGUGACUGCGCAUACGUAG
Plenodomus lingam JN3 is the source of this 2100-nucleotide messenger RNA. RefSeq lists its product as uncharacterized. The record is from RefSeq and is a predicted model, not a curated record. Lineage: Eukaryota; Fungi; Ascomycota; Dothideomycetes; Pleosporales; Leptosphaeriaceae.